AGUGCUGGAUCCCGGCCGAGCCCGGCGCGGGGGGGGCACGGCCGGGUGGCUCCGAAGAGGGUCCGGCCCGGGGCGGUCCCGGGGUGGGGAAUGCGCCGGCCCUGACUCAGAGGCAGCUGAAUGGGGCAGGGGAAGGGGGGGUUUCGAAAGUACUUUGCCAGCCGGGUGCCGGCCACAGCCGCGUGUGCCUGAGCGGGCCGGCUUCCCACGGUCGCAGCCCGGUUCCGUCUCCGCAGCCGCCGAGACAGCGAGGCGACCUCUGCCCUCUUGUCCCCCUUUCCCGCCCUCACGCCUGAGGAAGCUCUCAGUGUCCCAUCCUCAUCCCACCCCGUUCCCUCCUGUUCCGUUCUGUCCCAUCCCCAGGUGUGUGCGCUGACACCUCCGCAGCCCGGGCCGGACCGGGCGUCUCGGGGGUGCCAUGGGGUCCCUGUUCCGCAGCGAGGAGGUUUGCUUGGCCCAGCUCUUCCUGCAGUCGGCUUCUGCCUACAGCUGCAUCAGCGAGCUGGGGGAGCGCGGGCUGCUGGAGUUCAGAGACCUGAACCCCAAAGUGAGCCCCUUCCAGCGGCGCUUCGUGGGCGAGGUGCGGCGCUGCGAGGAGAUGGAGAAAACCUUCACCUUCCUGCAGCAGGAGCUGCGCGCCGCGGGGCGGGUGCCGGGGCCGUGUCCCGAGAGCCCGCGGGCGCCGGCGGCGCGGGAAGCGCUGCGGGUGCAGGAGCAGUCGGAGCAGCUGGCGCAGGAGCUGCGGGAGGUCAGCCGGAACCACGCGUCCCUGCGCGGCCGCCUGCGGGACCUGCGGCAGUGCCUGCACGUCCUGCGCGAGGGACAGCGCUUCACCAGCCAGCCGGCCCCCCUGGGCACCCCGCCGCGGCCACCGGCGCUCUCGGAGCGUGAGCCCAUCCUGGACCCCUCCGUGCACCAGCACCUCGAGCGCAAGAUCAGCUUCGUGGCCGGCGUCAUCCACCCGUGGCGAGUGACGGCCUUCGAGCGGCUGCUGUGGCGCGCCUGCCGCGGGUACCUGGUGGCCUCCUUUGUGGAGAUGCCCGAGCCGAUGGAGGACCCGGUCACGGGUGAGAGCAUCACCUGGGUCAUCUUCCUCAUCUCCUACUGGGGCGAGCAGAUUGGGCAGAAGAUCCGCAAGAUCUCGGACUGCUUCCACUGCCAGGUGUAUACGUACCCGGAGAGUGAGGCCAGCAGGACGGAGGCCAUUACCAGGCUGCAUGGGCAGAUCCAGGAGCUCAGUGUGACGCUGGAGGAGACGGAGAAGUACCUGGCGGAGGUGCUGGACAAGGUGGCGCAGGUGCUGCCCACUUGGCGCGUGCAGGUGCAGAAGAUGAAGGCCAUCUACCUCGUCCUCAACCAGUGCAGCUUCGAUGUCACCAAGAAGUGCCUCAUCGCCGAGGUCUGGUGCCCUGUGCGGGACCUCACCCAAGUGCAGGAAGCCCUGCGCCAGGGAUCUUACCAGAGCGGCUCCAGCGUGGAGUGCUUCGUGCAGCGCGUCCCCACCUCGGAGAGCCCCCCCACCCUCAUCCGCACCAACAAGUUCACCGCCGGCUUCCAGAGCAUCGUGGACGCCUACGGGGUGGCCAGUUACCAGGAGGUGAACCCCGCACCCUACGCCAUCAUCACCUUCCCCUUCAUCUUCGCCAUCAUGUUUGGGGACGUGGGGCACGGGCUGCUCAUGUUCCUCUUUGCGCUCUGGAUGGUGCUGUACGAGGACAGCCCCCGCCUGCGGCAGGGCACCAACGAGAUCUGGCUGAUGUUCUUUGAGGGGCGCUACCUCAUCUUGCUCAUGGGUGCCUUCUCCAUCUACACCGGGUUCAUCUACAACGAGUGCUUCAGCAAAGCCACUGCUAUCUUCCCCUCUGCCUGGAGCGUGGCCACCAUGGCCAACCACUCCUCCUGGAGCGCUGCGUACCUCGCCACCCACCCCUCGCUCACCCUGGACCCCAAUGUCACCGGUGUCUUCCAAGGGCCAUAUCCGUUUGGGAUCGACCCAAUCUGGAGCUUGGCCGCCAACCACCUCAACUUCCUCAACUCCUUCAAGAUGAAGAUGUCAGUGGUGCUGGGCAUCGUGCACAUGGGCUUCGGCGUCGUGCUGGGGGUCUUCAACCACGUGCACUUCCAGCAGCGGCACCGGCUGGUCUUGGAGUUCCUCCCAGAGAUGAUUUUCCUCCUGGCUCUUUUUGGCUACCUGGUCUUCCUCAUCUUCUACAAGUGGAUCAAGUUCAGUGCUGCUGAGUCCAUGGUGGCCCCCAGCAUCCUCAUCCACUUCAUCGACAUGUUCCUCUUCACCUCCAAUGCCGAGAACCUCCCGCUCUACCCGGGGCAGGUGCCAGUGCAGAUGGUGCUGGUGGUGCUGGCGCUGGCGUCGGUGCCCGUCCUGCUCCUGGGGACGCCGCUGUACCAGUGGUGCCGGCAGGGUGCCCCGAGGACGCCGCUGGCCACGGGGGAACAGGAGCCGCUGCUGGAGGGGCAGGAGGCUGGGAACUCUGUCAAUGCCAUCACAGAGGAUGUGGAAAGAGGAGGGCACAGCCCUGACGCCAAGCACGUGGACUUUGCUGAAAUCUUCAUGCAUCAGGCUAUCCACACCAUCGAGUACUGCCUGGGCUGCGUCUCCAACACCGCGUCCUACCUGCGGCUCUGGGCGCUCAGCCUGGCACACGCCCAGCUCUCCGAGGUCCUGUGGACCAUGGUGAUGCGGAAUGGCUUCGUGGGGCUGAGCUACGUGGGCGGCGUGGUGCUGGUGCCCGUCUUCGCCGCCUUUGCCGUGCUGACCGUGGCCAUCCUGCUGGUGAUGGAGGGGCUCUCUGCCUUCCUCCACGCCCUGCGCCUGCACUGGGUGGAGUUCCAGAAUAAAUUCUACGUGGGUGCCGGGUACAAGCUGUGCCCCUUCGCCUUUGCCCCGGACACCUGGGAGUAGCCGUGCCAAGGGGAUUCCAGGGGCUUGGAACAUCGGCUGUGCCCUAAAUUCCCCCCCACUGGACCCCUGGAGCCUCCUUGGUGGUGAAUAAAGCCAUCCCUGUGCCUCCCCCCA
Messenger RNA from Zonotrichia leucophrys gambelii, 3034 nucleotides. It is a transcript of the gene TCIRG1, whose product is annotated as T cell immune regulator 1, ATPase H+ transporting V0 subunit a3. The coding region runs from base 419 to 2920 and encodes 833 amino acids. NCBI's taxonomy places the organism in Eukaryota, Metazoa, Chordata, Aves, Passeriformes, Passerellidae. Gene Ontology annotation, cellular component: vacuolar proton-transporting V-type ATPase complex; vacuolar proton-transporting V-type ATPase, V0 domain; plasma membrane. Gene Ontology annotation, molecular function: ATPase binding; proton-transporting ATPase activity, rotational mechanism. The record is from RefSeq and is a predicted model, not a curated record. Gene Ontology annotation, biological process: vacuolar acidification; proton transmembrane transport. The transcript is spliced from 19 exons.